AUGACCCUCCGCGUCUUUGGAAAGGCCGUCGUGCAACUCAGAAAAAUCCUCGCCGCACUUUUGGUGAACAAUGGAACCCCGCUCAGCAAGUGCACAAAUUAA
Parastagonospora nodorum SN15 is the source of this 102-nucleotide messenger RNA. RefSeq lists its product as hypothetical. Lineage: Eukaryota; Fungi; Ascomycota; Dothideomycetes; Pleosporales; Phaeosphaeriaceae. The transcript is spliced from 2 exons. The coding region runs from base 1 to 102 and encodes 33 amino acids. The record is from RefSeq and is a predicted model, not a curated record.